AUGAAUAUCAGCAAUGCAGAGGCCAAAUGUCAUAUUAACCUACAAUCUCUGAUGGUUGUACGUAUGGACAUCCGCUUGAACGGCUGCACAGACUCAGAUGGAGAGACCAUGUAUGGCCUGGAUGGGGAGGAGAUGGCCCAUGCUGACUGGGAGGCUAAAAAGAUGGUGAUGACCCUGCCUGAGUUUGCUAUUCCGUUUAAGUAUGAGGAGGGUGCAUAUGAGAAUGCAGUUGCAAAUCAGCAAGUCUGUAAAGCGAACCUGGACACUUGCAUACAGUCUUACAAAAACCCACCAGAGCCACAGGCUCCCCCAAUGAGCUCCAUCUACCCCAGAGAUGAUGUGCAGCUGGGCACUGCCAACACCCUCAUCUGUCUGGUCACUGGGUUCUACCCUUCCCGGCUCACCGUGAAGUGGACCAGGAACAACAAGAACGUGACCCUGGGGACGAGGAACAGCCAGCUCCGCAUGAAUCUUGAUGACUAUUCCUUCACCCAGUUCUUCACCCUCAAGUUCACUCCUGAAGAGAGGGACAUCUACACCUGCACUGUGGAGCACUCAGCACUGGGCAUGCCAAUGACCAGAGAGUUCGAGGUUGAGGCUCCUCCUGAGGCCAGUGUGGGUCCAUCCGUGUUCUGUGGAGUGGGUCUGACCCUGGGGCUGCUGGGAGUGGCUACCGGAACAUUCUUCCUCGUCAAGGGAAACCAGUGCAAUUGAAAGUUUAUUUGUCUCAGCCAUCUGCUUGAUGUAAGGUGUAGAGGCAUAUUUCUCAGACAGUCUGCACAGUUGUAUACUUUGUGAAUCACUAUACUAUAGAUUUGUUCAAUUUGUUUGAUUCUUGUGAUAUCUGCUUUUGAAGCUUUGUGGUGCAUUCCGCUUUGGAGAUAGAAUUUGUG
This is a messenger RNA of Engraulis encrasicolus (European anchovy), 893 nucleotides long. Its product is annotated as RLA class II histocompatibility antigen, DP alpha-1 chain-like. The transcript is spliced from 4 exons. Gene Ontology annotation, cellular component: MHC class II protein complex; membrane. NCBI's taxonomy places the organism in Eukaryota, Metazoa, Chordata, Actinopteri, Clupeiformes, Engraulidae. Bases 1 to 714 code for a protein of 237 amino acids. The record is from RefSeq and is a predicted model, not a curated record. Gene Ontology annotation, biological process: immune response; antigen processing and presentation.